Harmonia axyridis is the source of this 2520-nucleotide messenger RNA. Its product is annotated as oocyte zinc finger protein XlCOF6-like. Gene Ontology annotation, cellular component: nucleus. Bases 213 to 2249 code for a protein of 678 amino acids. Gene Ontology annotation, biological process: regulation of transcription by RNA polymerase II. NCBI's taxonomy places the organism in Eukaryota, Metazoa, Arthropoda, Insecta, Coleoptera, Coccinellidae. The record is from RefSeq and is a predicted model, not a curated record. The transcript is spliced from 7 exons. Gene Ontology annotation, molecular function: DNA-binding transcription factor activity; zinc ion binding; RNA polymerase II cis-regulatory region sequence-specific DNA binding.
GACGCCAUUAUUGUUCAUAGAAACCGCCAUUUCCCUGUUCUACGUGUGGUGAUCACAAGUUGCUCUGUGGUAAAUUCUAUAAAUCUGUGUUAGCCUAAAAAAAUCUGUGUUAUUAUAAUAUUCAGUGAUACUUACUAAUUCAAAUUGAAAUAAGUAUUUGAGUUUUAUAAUCAAAAACUGAUAUUGAGAUAGCUAUUGAAAGGACGCCGAACAUGAAUUCGCCCGAAAUUGUUCAAGACUUCACGAAUAUGUGCCGAUGUUGCAUGGAGGUUGCUAAUUAUGACCUUUUCAAAACUUAUUUUGAGAACGAACCUCUAGCGAAACUUUUAUCCGUAUGUACUAGUCAAAGAAUUACAAAGAAUGACAUAUUUCCAAAAAAUAUAUGUCAGACUUGCUUACAAAGCCUGAUAGCUGCAUAUAUAUUCAAGGACAAGGUGGUGAAAACUCAACAAGCCCUCGCAUCAAUAGCAAGAGUUGUUGAUAGGGUUAAAACAAAAAAGAAUGGAAAUGUUUCUAAAGAUCAUACUUACCAUCAUGAUAAGAAACAAAUAACUCCUCAGCAGCUGAGUGAACAUAUAGAACAGCAACUACCAGAAAUGGGGCACGUUAAAGUGGAAAUCGAAAACCAGGAUGAUGAAUAUUUAUCUCAGAUGGUUCAGCAUCAGAUUCAAAAUGGAGGUAUGGAAGUGGAAUAUAUAAAGCAGAAUGGAGAUGGUGAAGAACAAGAAUAUUGGUUGCAAGAGGUUCCCGAAGGUGAAGGGGAUACUCUUGAUGAUCCAAAUACAGUACAAAAUUAUGAAGAUAUGAAUAAUAUUUUGAAUACAGUGAAAGUUUUGAAUCCCGUACAAUUUCCCGAUGGUGCUGCUGCUGCUGCUUAUGUGGAGGGACAUGUUCAAGAGGGAGAUGGUGAAGAAUACCAAACUAUAGAGUUUAUCGAUGGAGAUGUGAAUUACGUUGAUGGGCAAUUUAUCGAACAAAAGCCAAGGGAGAAAAUCCAUAUCUGUCGUGUGUGCAAUGAAGGUUAUGCUACCUCCAGGGAACUGAAUGCUCAUGCUCAAGAAGCUGAUCAUCCGCAAAGGUCCUGUACAACCUGUUAUGAAGCCUUUCACAGCUACUCAGCUUUGAUUCGCCACUGUAUGGAUACUAAACAUUCCCGCCCUCCUAUGUUCAAGUGCCCAUAUUGUUUCAAGAAGUGUGACAACAAACUAAUUUUGCAAAGUCAUAUAAAAAAUCAUUUGAAGACCAGAAAUAUCAGAGUUACCAAGGAUAAAAGGGGUAACCUUGGAUGCCAGGUUUGCCGCACUGCCUUCGUAAGUGUUAUGGAUCUAAGACAACAUUACAAGGAUAACAAAGAAAGUCAUUUGACAUGCCAUAUUUGUCUUGAAAGAAUGGAAGACUUUGAAAAUUUCGAGUUACAUAUGAAACAACAUGAAAAUGAGAAACCGUUUGGAUGCGAGAUAUGUGGAGCCAGGUUCAACUUGCAGGUUAAUUUUGAGCGCCAUCUCAAAAAACAUACUCAAACCGACACCCUUUAUAAGUGUCGGUUCUGCCCAAAAGUUUUUGCUAAUGAAAUGUCGGUGGAACAGCACGAGAAGCUUCAUGAAGUCAUAGAUCCAACUAGAACACACCAUUGCCAUGAGUGUGGUAAAGUAUUUACUACUGCAGGAUUUUUGAAGAAGCAUAUUGAGCGUUUCCAUCUUGGUCUGAUGAAUUACAACAAGAGCCCCAGAGUACCUUUUGAAUGCGAGCUUUGCGGAAAAGUUCUUUCCUGCAAAGCAACCCUCUACAGUCAUCUGAAGAAUGUUCAUGAUAAAAAUCAAAAAUCUUUCACUUGUGAAAUUUGCGGAAAAGUCCUGAAAACCAAAACUUCUUUGGAAUUGCACACAAACUAUCAUAAUGGAAAUUGUCCAUUCAAGUGUGGUAUUUGCGGAAAAGCUUUUACAAACGCCACAACUCUAAAGAGUCACUCUUUAAUUCACACAAACGAAAGGCCCCAUGAAUGCCAAGUCUGUCACAAGACAUUCAAGCAAAAGCCGCAUCUCACCACUCACAUUCUCACCAUUCAUACAGCUCUUAAAAUGUUCAAAUGUGAUUACUGCGAGAAAACCUUUGCUCUGAAAGGUAACUUGUCCCAACAUUUGAAGACGCAUACUGGUUGUGAAUCCCCAUUCGUCUGUACCGUUUGUAACAAAGCUUUUUACUUCGCAAGCAGAUUAAGAAAACACGAAAAAAUCCACAUGAAACCGUAAUCAGUUGAAUGAUGUUUCUUUGGAAUUUCUCGUUUUUAAUGUUUUUCGACAAUUUGCUUCAAAGACCUGACCAAAUAUAUCUUACUUUAUUUAAAAAUUAUUCAAGAAUUAAUGGAGAUAUAGAAGUCAUCUAUAUUAGAAUAUUCAUAAAGAAUUGAUUAAGGUAUAUGAAAAAUACCUAUUAUUAUUAUUAUAACUUAGUAUUGUAGUAGAUACAAUUUAAUGUAUUAUGUUGUAUGUUCAAUUGAAAAUAAAUGUUAAUGUGUUUUUC